ACUUCAAUUCCUUGACGUAAAAUUCUAAAUAUUUCAAUUUUUGUUGUAAAAAUGGGCGAAAUUCGCGAAAUUUGCGGCGUUAGCACCGAAAACAAUGAACUUUUAAUACAACUCUUACUGAAUUCGGACGGAGGAUUAAACCUCCAAGAUCAGGAAAUACCAUCAAAUUAUCUCCUCGGUGAUGGCAUCCGCAUGUACCGCGAGUGGAAAAAAGUAAAACUGCAUCGUGAACAUUUGACAAAUUGCAUAUUUGUCUACGACAAGAAACUAAUCCCCGCACGAAUGACAAGUGUGAAACGCACACCGCGUUCCCCCGGCGAAAAUCCAUUCGCUUGUUGUUUCAAAAACAAAAAAACAAACGAAGAAUAACACAUCACUUGUCACCUUAUCCAACACAAAACAAGUGACAUUCAAAAAAAUAUUCCAAAUCCCAGUUGUGUGUGAAUAUUUGCCUUGUAUCAUAAUUUUCGCUUUCGAUAGAUCUGAAUAUGCUUGACACAAUCAACAAAAGCGUACAGACACUUGUAACGGUGAGCCCACAUUUGCUAAAGCCUUCGGAUGCCCCUGAAAAGGUGCAUGUGCGUGCCUGUAUUGUGAUCCAAACCGAAGCACAACUAGAUUACAACGAAACCUUCGAAAAAGUCGAAGAAGCAUUGAAAUACACGCCAUAUUCCUAUAUUCUAAGAGACGCCAUUAAAGUCGAGGAUCUCCCAAAGAAAUUUGUGCUAAAAUUUGAUGAUAAGAUCACCGAAGAGGAUAUUGAGAAUUUCGACGAGUAUUCCACCUUUGACCCCGCGGAUCUUGCUCAGAUCCUGUCGGGAUCCGUUUGUGGGAAGAGUAAUUUAAAGCAGGUUUCUGAAAUGGCUGAUGAACAACAGAAAUUGGUUGAGGUGGGAUGUCAGACUGAUCUGAUGGUGAGACCCAUGUUCCUGGAACUGGAUGAUGUCGCCCAGGUCAUGUGUAAUCUUCAGGUACAGACUUCAAGGACAUUCACACCUAAUGCCACCAUGGAUCAAGUUGAUAAAGACCUACAUUUGUUUUAUCAUCAUAAAGGUUCUUCAGAGGCACCCACAGCUAAGAAAACCUCACCUGUAGAAACCCAUGAAGGUAAAUCUGAAUCUAGGACCAGAUUAGAAGAAUACAUCAGAACCCACCCUAUUACAAACCUAACCUCUGAAGAUAUCAGAAAGAUCUGUGCGAAUUGUUGCAGUGAAGAUGAGGUCCUAGAAAAAAUCAAGUCUUGGUAUGACGAAGUUGGUGAUAUUUUGGAAGGAGAAGACUUUUUGGGAGAAGAGAACAUUGAUCCUAUCACAGGUGUGAAUCUGGAUACAAUCGAAGCUGAAAUCAUAGCCAAUGCUGAUAUGACAGCUGAAACCCUACAGACCCAAGCAGAUCGGAUGGAUAAACGGUAUAGUUAUCCAACCCAGGAUAUAGAAAUCCAAUGCAAGGAGUUUGCUGAUCAUAAGGAACCUGGGGUUUGUAGAGGUGACGACAGGAAAAGAAACAAAGGGUGUACCUGUGAUUGUCAAUUAUAUUCCAAAGAUAAAAAGGAUAUGAAAGGUUAUGAUUUUGGUAUUUGUGCAAAAAAGAUGGCGGAGCUGUGUAAGUUGGUUCUCGGAGUGAGUUUGGGCGAAGCAAACUCCUCACCUGAAUUGAUUGGUCAAACAUCUUCAGAUCUACCAUUAAAGGCGCGUGCGUGCACGAAUCGUAAAUGUAAUUGCCUCUAUUCCAAAGGUUGCCGGCAUUGCGAGAAAGCGUUAACCAUGGAGAAGAAACUGGCGAUAGAUGACCCUGCCAGAUUGAAGUCCUGCAAAAAGUUCACUGCUUCACAGAAUAUCGAGUUCCUCACUGACGUAGAUGGAGAAUACGCUGAUGCUUAUCUGGAGCAAUUGGAACAGGAUUGUGCUUUCACCCAGACUGAUUCGGGAGAUGAUUAUUUCGGGACUCCUGAUGCCCCUUAUAUCCCACCUCCUCCUUGUACAUGUUUGACUAAUGUGGAGAUGCCCUGGGAUAUGAUUACCAUACCACCAACUCCAAAAAAACGUCCCAUCCCACCUGAAGAAGAAGAAAUCAUGAAAUCCCUUCCUGAAGAGGUUAAAGCUCAGUUGAAGGAGUUGACAGUUGGGGCCAUCACCCAAGAACAACUUUUAGCCCUAACUAAAGAGUUCCUAGAUGAUAAAAUGGGUAAUUCCAAUGAUAUUGAAGAAAUCCAGAAGCAGAUCCUAGUAGAGAAGGCAAAGAUUGAUGAGGAGAUUGCAGCGGCCGCUGGUGAAGAUGAAGGUGUUGAAGAACCCCAAGAAGAACAAUAUAAACCAUGUAGACCAAGACCUCCUUUGAAAUCAUUUCAGGUUUUGAUCCCGAAUGUGAGGUGUAUAAUGAACCAUACCUGGAUAGAAUGAUGAGGUACUUCUGUGAAGAAGAAAUGGAAGGUAUAGGUGAGUGUACAUCACGUGUGGAGAUGCCCUGGCAUGAAAUUGAAUUGGCCAAGACUAUAAUCAUCAGAAAAGGUAAGCAUCCCUGUGAACGCAGGGCGAAACCAUGUUUUGACAAGGAUCCCAACCGGAAGUGUGGUCCUGAAUACCGACGCAAGAAGGCUUUGUAUGGUCCCACAUCUAGUAACCCUAAUAUCAACACAAAGGGAAUACCAGGUGCACCUGGAGAUGAUUGUAUCUGUCAUGUUUGUGGGAGUAGUUCCCAACCGAUGAUUCCCACGAAAAAAGGUGAAGAUGCUUCUGUUACGUGUCUCUGUAAACCUAGGGAACCUUCAGAACCAUCUGAAGUUGUGAUUUCUUGCUUGAAAGGUAAAAAGAAACAAAAGAAGAAACCUUCUACCAGUAUGCCCAUGAUACCCAAGAAGACUUUGAGUUGUGGGUGUCUGGUUAGUACAGAAACCCUUCCUUCAAGCAAACAAUCCAAACCAGGGGUACAAUUAGGAGGUAGGACAUCUCCCCAAUCAAGAACAGAACGGAUAGCAGCAUUAUUGGAUUCUUGUAAGAAAGAAAUGGAACCUAUCAAGGAUGGUAUCAAUCAACUUCGAGCUAGAAUCAGGAGUUGAAUAUACCUGACCUUAUGGCAUACCAGGAACCUCCCCAACUGCUGGGUGGUUCACCUGGGACCUCAGGAGGGUUAAAUUUUAUGCCUCCGAUGUACUACCCACCUCCCAUGAUGUGUUAUCCUUAUCCCCGAUACCACCAUGUAUGUACCCGCCUCCUGGACCUAGCAAUUCAGCAAAUGCCCAGGUUACAAGACUACCUCCAAAUAUGAACAUCCCUAGCUCCUCUAAGAAGUGUAAAUGUAUGUCUAAACACCAUCAGAGGGUUCCUGCAAGUUACCCUUCCUCCUCAGAGAAUACCACUACAGAUUAUGAAGAAGAACGACGUAGACACAAGAAAAAAGGUCACAAUCACGCUAAAAGAAGCAGGAGUAGACUUAUAUGCAGUUGUAGACCACAGGAAUCAAAAACUGUUUGGUGUCCUAGUAUUCAGAGUUGUAAAAGGGCAAAGAAAGGGUACCAUCUGAAGAACGACCUCAGAGUAGGUCUUCUUUGUGUCUAUGCCUCACAGGAGUUCCACUAGUAAAGGAACAACCACAACGAAGAAAUCUUGUAGGCAUUCAAGGAUUCCCCGGUUGGUUUCACAGACUUCUUCAAAAAAAUCUGGAUUAAUAUGUCCUGCCCCUUCAUUGGCCACCCAGAAAACCGCUUUCAUCUCCUGCACUUCCCACUUGUCAGAUAAAAGUGAAAAAAGUUGCAAAUCCUACAAAUCCACCAACAAUUCUCUCUGUGAAGAUUGUAGUGUUAUGAUGGUUGAGAGUUGCGCAACCCAAAGUGCACGAUGCAGCUACCCGCGUAACAAAUCAUCCAUUUUAAAACCGCAGUCAAAACCUGACCUGGCUACAGCAGCCACAUCGUGUAAGAUACGAUUUAAUGACAAAGUUAAACAUACAAAUACAAAAUGUCCCGGAUAUAACCCCAAAAUGGCCGAGGCGAGCGUAGAGGUUAAACGUGGACGACCUGUCGAAGAUAGCAGUAAUGAAUCUGUGUGCACACCGUGCAAGUCUCGCAAUGCUUGAAAAUUUAAGUCUGAGUUGAAAUUAUACUGUUAAAAAUAAAUUAAUUGACUAUUAA
This is a messenger RNA of Dalotia coriaria, 4126 nucleotides long. RefSeq lists its product as uncharacterized. Bases 489 to 2399 code for a protein of 636 amino acids. The transcript has 4 exons. NCBI's taxonomy places the organism in Eukaryota, Metazoa, Arthropoda, Insecta, Coleoptera, Staphylinidae. The record is from RefSeq and is a predicted model, not a curated record.